Messenger RNA from Exophiala aquamarina CBS 119918, 774 nucleotides. RefSeq lists its product as uncharacterized. NCBI's taxonomy places the organism in Eukaryota, Fungi, Ascomycota, Eurotiomycetes, Chaetothyriales, Herpotrichiellaceae. Bases 1 to 774 code for a protein of 257 amino acids. The record is from RefSeq and is a predicted model, not a curated record. The transcript has a single exon.
AUGUCAAGACUAUGCAGCCUCAUCUCCAUAUGGACAAUACUGGCUGCCAUGAAAGAAACUACAGCGACCACCAAACGUAAAUUGGAAGGCGCCUCAGUAACUUCGCAGCACCCACUGCAUUCUUCACAAGAGCCCAAAGCCAUUCCACGCACCGUGACUAACACACCAAUCUCCUCUGCUAUACCAGUACCGACCAGCUACGGCUUCAUCCUCUUCCCCGCAUUUGAGGUCAUAGACGUCUUCGGGCCCCUAUCACCUCUAAACCUCCUAUCUCUGAACCAGAAGAUGAACCUGCACCUCCUCUCGAACAGCCUCUCCGCCACAUCGACUCGGCCCCACGCCACAGCCAUGAACAGCGCAAACUCAUUCUUCGCUGAAUCCAUUCCGCCCACGCACACACAUUCACCUCCCCAACCCCCCGCGGCCGAUAUCCAGCCCCACAUCGACUUCCUCGCCGCGACGUAUCCGAAGCUGCAGUAUCUGGUGACGGUAUGCACGGGGGCUGGGCUCGCGGCGCGCGCAGGCGUGCUGGACGGACGGCGUGCGACGACAAGCAAGCGGGAGUGGAACGCGACCACGUCGCUAAGACCACAGGUCAACUGGGUCAGCCAUGCUCGUUGGCUGCGUGAUGGGAAUGUCUUCUCUGGCUCGGGAGUUACGGCGGCGAUCGAUACGACGCUCGCGUUCAUUGAACAUGUGUAUGAGAAUGACACUGCGACAGAGAUAGCUAAUAGCAUCGAGCAUACCCGCUGGCCGGACGCAAGCUAUGCAUAA